AUGUCUGAUAUUUACGAAAGGAUCAAUAAACUUAGUCUCAAACAAGAAGAAAUUAUUAAACUCAAAAGUUAUCUAGUUGGAAGUCAAGAAAUAAGAGAACAAUUACACUUGGCCCUUGCAAGUUGCAAAUCGGAAGAAGAAGAAAAGGGUGUUCUACAGAAUUUGUUUCAUAAUAUUUGUGAUUCCACUACGAAUCCUGUUAAACACACGCGCGAAAUUGAUGAUGAAUUGUAUUUUUCGGUAACAAGUAUGCUUAGUAAGAAACCAGAUUUAUUUAUAUACCGCGAGGAUUUGUUGGAUUAUAUUAAGCGACCUUUCAUCAGUGCGAUCGAUAUUUUCCAAAUGAGAUAUGAUCGCUAUUUUAAAUCAGAACUCCCUCAAGAGAUUUUUGAACAACUUCUUCGUGAGCUCAUUACUACAGAAGAUUCGUAUCAUGCGUUCUGGGACGCGCUCAUUAUUAAACCAAUUCUUAUUGGAUGCCCGAAGGUAGUCUACAACCGAAACACCUCUAAAAAUACAUCGACAGGGUUAUGUCUACCUGACACCUCGUGUUUAAUAUCAGGUGCCUGUCUCGUAAGAGGGGAGGAGAUAGGCCCAGAAAAUUCCGAAGAUCCAGCAAAGGAGCUAACCUCAAAAAUGAAAUGGUCAUAUGGUGAUUGCCCUUAUAUCUUCGGAUACUACGCAAUAUCCACUCAAGUAACAUAUUGCUAUUUGUAUUCUGGAAUAAAUCAAACUGAGCGGAAAGAUUUGAUUACUUGCUCGCUGGAUAAGAUGGAAGGGCGUAUACAAGCUUUUAACAUAGGCAGGAACAUUGGCCGACUAUUACCUUUACUCAGGCAAAAUAUACCAGAAUCAUAUCAAGAAGAAUUCGAUGUACUCUACCGAUCUAGAUCGAGUAAAGUGAUUCAAUUAAAACAUGAUAAUGUCGUAAAAUAUUACUCCACUCCGGAUCUUGUUUUAAAUAUUGUGGAACUUUAUCAUGAAAUGGCGGAACACGCAGUUCCAUAUAUUGAUUCCGUUUUGCAACACAACGUGACCGAAGGAACCAUUCCGUAUAUUAUUUUUACACCAAGGGGCGUACUAUAUAAACCACGAACGAUUAAUGAAUUAAUUAAAGCUAUAUACUGUGUUUUGACCGCAAUUAAGGUAUCUAUCAUCAUCAUUUAUCAUUUUAUCCCAGAGAUUUUGUUAACGAAAAUUAUACAUUCACAGUCUCUUCACAAAAUGAAUAUCAUGCACCGUGACCUCCGCUGGGAAAACGUGAUGAAAUAUAUCGAUAGCGAGAAGUGGUUUAUAAUUGAUUUUGAUGACGCGUGUAAAUUUCCUUCAAGUGUUCCAAAUACGCAAUUGGCUAAAGAGAGUCAUGCACCCGAGGUUUCUCAAAGUUAUCAUGAUGACAGUGUCGAUGUUUGGUCUGUAGGGUACUUGAUUCAGACAGCUUCGGUAAAACUUGGAGAAUCUGACAAAUUAAAAGAUUACGCAGUAACUCAAUUAAUGGCGAAUGACGAAUAUGAUAGACCAACAUCUAGAGAAGCACUAAAAUGGCUCUGGAAAAAUUAUAAAGACAUUCUUAGUGAAGAUUUUUUAGAACCGACUAAAAGUCUUUUGAUGAUUUGA
Messenger RNA from Funneliformis caledonium, 1617 nucleotides. The record is from the annotation of a GenBank genome assembly. Lineage: Eukaryota; Fungi; Glomeromycota; Glomeromycetes; Glomerales; Glomeraceae.